AUGCCCCGAUGGCUUACGCAGUCUGGUGAACGAAAUGAGACCGUCUACUACUCUCAGGGCAUGGGACUAUGGCUUAAUUAUACGGAACAUGUGGGUGAUCCGAGAUUCGAUCCAGGUAAUUCUCUAUGGGUACCACCUCAAGAGAGCGGAGUGGAUACUUACAGUAUACAAUGUUCAUUGCAGCAGUCUUUCUGUACCAGAGCAGUAGGAGAGCUACAUAAACAAUACUGUCAAGUGAUGGACGUGUAUUGUGGUACAGCAAUGACUUUGUUGCAAUUGAUGCUCUCGGUAAUAGCUGGCGUAGCUUUGGUGGUAGUAGUUUGGGCCAUUCACCUUAUUACUACGACCCACUGCACCAUUGCAGACUUGUAUCUCACGCACUUGUGCGUGCUCAACGGUGUCGGCUGUUUGGUGGCAGCGAUGGUUUGGUAUUUUUUCGUGUUCCGACUCAUUCUCAGCUCGACAUUCUACCAAGACCAGUCGAAUCGCUGCUCGGAGAAUGAUACUGGUAGAACGUGCUGGCAAAUUGGACUCUGUGUCUACUUGCUGAUUGCUGGAGGAAUUUUUUAUCCGUUGCUGGCAAUGCUCGUAAUUUCACAUGUGGACAACAAGUUCAAACGCUUCCAACGGUUGUUACGUCAAAUGUACGAGACAGUAGCAGUGAUAGAAGCACCACCACCAGUAGUAGACAUGAAGACACACGUGCAAGCGAAUGACACGCUGCAUUCGACGGAGGUGGCACUAGAUUUCGAAGAAUACCUUGAGUCGACGAAACUGGCACCAUUGAAGAAACACCCUUCUGCUGUACUCUUAAUGAAUGCCUCUAAGAAAGAUAGCGAGAAGAAGAAAAAUGAGUCCAGCACAAAGCAGUAUGCAGAGGUAUAA
This is a messenger RNA of Peronospora farinosa, 885 nucleotides long. The record is from the annotation of a GenBank genome assembly. Lineage: Eukaryota; Oomycota; Peronosporomycetes; Peronosporales; Peronosporaceae.